Molecule: messenger RNA, 486 nt
Organism: Plenodomus lingam JN3
Lineage: Eukaryota; Fungi; Ascomycota; Dothideomycetes; Pleosporales; Leptosphaeriaceae
Biological process (GO): diadenosine pentaphosphate catabolic process; adenosine 5'-(hexahydrogen pentaphosphate) catabolic process; diphosphoinositol polyphosphate metabolic process
Cellular component (GO): nucleus; cytoplasm
Molecular function (GO): endopolyphosphatase activity; bis(5'-adenosyl)-pentaphosphatase activity; diphosphoinositol-polyphosphate diphosphatase activity
Source: RefSeq, a predicted model, not a curated record
AUGGCCACUACCCAGCAGCUGCCCAUGCAGUCGCGCACCGGGCGCGUAAAUCAACGAUACGGUCCCCAAGGCGAAAGGCUUGUUGCAGGAGUGGUCCCGCUCUCCGCCGACAAGUACUAUGUGCUCCUCAUCCAGUCCACGCGACGCGGCGGAUGGGUCCUCCCCAAAGGCGGCUGGGAGCUGGACGAGGCGACAGCCCAGGACGCUGCCAAACGUGAGGCCUGGGAAGAGGCCGGCAUAGUAUGCAAGAUCAACUACGACCUCGGCCUGAUUGCUGAGAAGCGGAAACCCGAUCAGCUCACCACCCAAGCACCCAAGGCCUCCUACCACUUCUUCGAGGCCACCGUAGAGAAGCAGGAGGCGCAGUGGCCCGAGAUGCAUAAGCGCGAGAGGCGUUGGUUCAACUACAAGGACGCACGGCAGGCCUUGGCAGUGAGGCCCGAAUUGCUGGAUGCCCUGGAUCGAUGUACCAUGAUCCGCGGUUAG